UCCUGUGAAAUUGGAGCCUUGAAAAAUCAAAAUCUCGUGGUUUUUUUUUUUUUUGGUGGUAAAAACGCCGACAUGCAAGCGAUCCCAAAUCCGUCGUUGAAUAUCAGCCAUCCGCCAGGUCUCUGAUCGGAAACGAGACGUGGACGAUCGGAUAUUCUCCGCCUGACCGGAGGCUCCGAUCGGAACCGUCGAGUUUCCCGUCCAGGCGAGCUGCUGAAAAAAUAGUCGAGCGAGCAUCGUCGGAAUCGGGAUUUUCGAUUGGGAUCCGAUACACCUUCGUCUUCGGAAGGCAAUCGAUCAUCCGGUGCUCUGAAUCGAAUCAGGCAGCUGAGAUUGUCCCGAGCCUGCAGAGAUGAACGGUCAGGGAGGCCCUUCUAGGAAGAGCAUGUCGCAGGGGAAGAAGAAGUCGUUGGAGAACGGAAGCAGUGAUGGCGGGUGGAAGAAUUCCAUGUCGUCUCGUUCCACGGUGCUAACUGGCGAACGGACAGUCAAGCGGUUGCGAUUGUCAAAGGCCCUGACAAUACCUGAUAGCACAACUGUCUAUGAUGCUUGCCGGCGGAUGGCUGCUCGCAGGGUUGAUGCUGUACUGCUAACUGACUCGAAUGCUUUACUUUGUGGAAUCCUAACUGACAAGGAUGUCGCAACAAGAGUUGUUGCUCGUGAGCUAAAUCUUCAGGAAACGCCUGUUUCGAAAGUCAUGACAAGGAACCCAGUUUUUGUUCUUUCAGACACACUGGCUGUUGAAGCAUUGCAAAAGAUGGUGCAAGGAAAGUUCAGACAUUUGCCUGUAGUGGAGAAUGGUGAGGUCAUUGCUUUGCUUGAUAUAGCGAAGUGCCUGUAUGAUGCUAUUGCGCGUAUGGAAAGGGCAGCUGAAAAGGGCAAAGCCAUUGCAGCAGCUGUUGAAGGUGUGGAAAAAAAUUGGGGGACUUCUAUUUCUGGUCCUAAUACAUUCAUUGAAACUCUUCGAGAGCGAAUGUUCAGGCCCUCCUUAUCCACCAUCAUCACAGAUAAUUCAAAGGUAGUAAGUGUCUCUCCAACUGACUCAGUGUUAACUGCAACAAAGAAGAUGCUUGAAUUUAGGCUAAGUUCAGCAGUUGUAACGGUCGGAAAUAAACCGCGGGGAAUAUUAACUUCGAAGGAUAUUUUGAUGCGUGUCAUAGCACAAAAUCUUUCUUCAGAUUCCACUCCUGUAGAGAAGGUCAUGACCCCGAAUCCCGAAUGUGCAACAGUUGAUACACCAAUUGUAGAUGCUCUGCAUAUAAUGCAUGAUGGGAAAUUCUUACACCUUCCUGUCGUGGAUAGAGAUGGAGGCAUUGUUAUUGUCAUGGACGUGAUUCAUAUCACACAUGCUGCAGUAGCUACAGUGGGAAAUACUGGAGGAGUUGGAAAUGAGGCAGCUAGUGCUAUGAUGCAAAAGUUUUGGGAUUCUGCUAUGGCCUUGGGACCUUUGACUGAUGAUGAAGAUACACACAGUGAAGGAUCUUUGAGACUGGCAUCCGAAGGAACAGACGCUGGGAGGUCUGCAUUUCCAUCUUCAGGCUUGGGUACUACCUUUGGCUUUAAGCUUGAAGAUAGAAAGGGACGAAUGCAUAGAUUCAACUGUGAUACACGGAGCUUGACAGAUCUAAUUACGGCCAUUCUUCAAAGGGUGGGCGACGAUAUUGACAGGAACCACCUGCCACAAAUUCUGUAUGAAGAUGAAGACCAUGAUAAAGUCAUACUUGCUUCGGACAGCGACCUUGCAGCAGCUGUGGACCAUGCUAGGCUAGCUGGUUGGAAGGGUUUAAGGCUGCAUUUAGAUUACUCGGGCUCAGAUGGCAGAAGGAAACGCGGUGGUGGGUCUGGAAGCAUGGAGUAUGCGCACAAGGAUGCUUGGGCCGCUGCAUACAGUGCUGUUGCAGCGGGGGCAGCUCUUGUCGCAGGGCUCGGCGUGAUGGCUUACUUGAAGAGAUCCAGCUCUUAAACAGGACUACCAAUCUCAAGCAUCUGACACUUCCCAAGAGCCUUUGGCAUGUUUUCUGUUUUGAUAAUUUAUAGAAAAGCUGUUGUGUUGAGAACAAUGCCUUCCUAUCAUUGUCAAAUGAGGCGUCGGAUCAAUGGGCCCUCUUUUGAUCCAUUUGAAUUGAGCAGUGGAGUGGGCCCCACCGUGGUUUUGUAAGGUUAUGAAAGUCAGGUGUAUUGUACAUCUCCCACAAGGGAGCUGCAUAAGAUUUACACAUGCUCUUCGGUAAUGCCAUACUUUAUUUUCUA
Magnolia sinica is the source of this 2250-nucleotide messenger RNA. RefSeq names its product CBS domain-containing protein CBSCBSPB5-like. The record is from RefSeq and is a predicted model, not a curated record. Bases 353 to 1963 code for a protein of 536 amino acids. The transcript is spliced from 14 exons. Gene Ontology annotation, molecular function: protein binding. Lineage: Eukaryota; Viridiplantae; Streptophyta; Magnoliopsida; Magnoliales; Magnoliaceae.